CCUAAAACCCCAACAAAGCCCUUUUCACUCUUCUCAUUUCCCUUUUACAAUUAUGGCCACUUUCGCCGCCAGGUCCUUCCUCCGCUCCGCCGCCACCUCCGGCCGAUCAGCAGCAACCACCAGAAUUGCCUCCGGCGCCAAGCCAAAGACCUCUCCAUUCCGCAUACCAACUCAAAAACCAGUCACCGCUCGCAUUUUCAGGUCGCCGGUAGAAAUGAGUUGUGUUAGAGUGGAAUCGAUGUUUCCAUUUCAUACUGCAACUGCCUCAGCAUUACUCACUUCAAUGUUAUCUGCUACUCCUCGGAGCUAUGGUUGGACUCUUGAAGAUUGCAAUGAUGAUGCAUGAUGAAUGUCAGAGAGUACAAGCAAAGUGAAAUAUCCAUGCGGUGUAAGAACAUGAGAAGUAGAUAGUGAAUGAGAACAUGGAUGUUUUUCCUUUUUCUGAACUUUUGAUUCUUUGUAGUUUAUUACCAAUGGCGAAUCUCUUUUCAAGGAUAAAUUUGAAUGUCUUGAAAGCAUUUUUAUACUAGUGCUUAAUCUAUUGUCUUUGUAUGGUGUAAAAAAAAUCAAGUUAUUUAGUAAUCUACUAGACAGUUACUUGGGACUAUGUUGUUCUUGAAAGUAUUUAAUGUCUUCUUGUAUUGUUUUGUUUGCUAAUGCCAAGUUGCUACUGAAAAUUUUUGAGACUGUAUACCCUAACAGUGUGUCAUGGGAGCCUAUGGACAAUUAGAAGCAUUCAUGUUUUGAAAUAUCAUAGAUUUGUCUUAAACUAGCCUCAAGAAUGAAACAUGAUGAAGAGUAAUUUAACAAAAGAAUGAAACAUGAUGAAAAAUAUAUGUUUCCUAGGCUAAAUCUUUGAUAUUUUAAGUACGAUCUUAGGUUUUGCAAGUUACAGGUUAAAAAAUCGGAUUUCUACAUUAUACUACUAGGAGCA
Solanum tuberosum (potato) is the source of this 934-nucleotide messenger RNA. Its product is annotated as protein NUCLEAR FUSION DEFECTIVE 6, chloroplastic/mitochondrial-like. Lineage: Eukaryota; Viridiplantae; Streptophyta; Magnoliopsida; Solanales; Solanaceae. The transcript has 3 exons. Gene Ontology annotation, cellular component: mitochondrion. The record is from RefSeq and is a predicted model, not a curated record. Bases 53 to 346 code for a protein of 97 amino acids.